UAUCAGUAUGCUAGUACAGGUCGCUUUCUGCUACCGUACUUACGCUAAAUUCCAGUUUGGAACACGGCAUCCGAAUGUUACCAAUCCGAGUUCCGUAUAUUACACCCAGAAAUAUCAACGACAACGCGACGGCUUUAGAUGAACAAUGCCUCAGCUCUGCAUACCGAGCUGCUAGUGACAACACUUGAGAGAGGAGUGGCGGAUUGCCUCGCAGAACCAUGGUCCCACCAGCCGUCGCCCGUCUCUCACGGGUGUGGUUUCCAAGCGGUGGUAUCGCCGGGUCUGGUGUUGAAGAUGCUCAUGCGAAGUUGAUCCGGGCCGGCUUCCUGCGCCAAUCGCACGCCGGAAUGUUCCACAUGCUGCCCCUGGGCCGGCGGGUUCAGGACAAGGUCGAGAGGCUUGUCGCAGGCCACAUGGAGGAUCUGUUGGCGGCGUCUAGAGUUACACUGUCCUCCAUAUCUGCCGAGACCCUCUGGGAGAAGAGCGGUCGGUUGCAGAACGUUGCGUCUGAACUGUUCAGGUUUCCUGACCGCCGUGGGGUGCCUUACUUGCUGGCUCCCACGCACGAGGAGGAGAUCACCACGCUCGUAGCCCGGACAGUCAAGUCGUAUAAGGAGCUUCCACUCCGGCUGUACCAGAUCACACGCAAGUACCGCGACGAAUUGCGUCCGCGGCACGGCCUCCUCCGUGGACGAGAGUUCGUCAUGAAGGACUUGUACACCUUUGAUAACAGCAUCGAGUCGGCCCUUGAAACGUAUGACAAAGUGCGUGCUGUAUACGCCAGGAUAUUCGCCGACAUGAAACUCCCCGUCUUGGCGGCCCGAGCCAGCUCCGGUGAUAUGGGGGGGGACCUGAGCCACGAGUAUCACCUACCCACGCGGCUCGGUGAAGAUUACAUCGUCAGCUGCGGCAGCUGUGACUACGUGGUCAACGAGGAGAUAGCCGAGUCGGCCGUCUCUGACGAGGCCCCCUCUGGUACCCCUUACCAAGUCUGGCGCGGCAUCACCAAGGACAGGGCCAAGCUUGUCAAUGUAUGGUACCCGAGGUGGACCAGACCAGUGGACGGUGGUGAGUUACGCGAGUUUACGGAUCAGGACAUCAACCUGUCCGCAGUCAAGUCCGUGGUUCCUGAUUUGGACGCCGGGGUGGAAGAUGCUCUACCCUUCUGGGCAACCGCCACAGCAGCUGAGACGGGAACAGCAACGGAAGUGGUUAAUGUCGUGGACGGCCGUCUCCUGGCGUCCUUGGGCAGUGCCUCGGUGAGCUCAGCCACGGCUAUCUCUAGCUGGCCAGCAGCCCUGCAUCCGCCAACAAGCCCGUUAGCUACCUCCUACCAUCAUAGCACAGGAGGCAGCAAUAAGCCACUCAACCUCCUAAGGAUCCGCACCGGCGAUAAGUGUCCUCAGUGUUACACGGGCCAUUUGAAGGUGGAAAGGGCAAUGGAACUUGGACAUACCUUCUUCCUGGGGACGAGGUACACAGAGCCCUUGGGAGCCAUGACCUCGCUGCCCACGGCUAGGCAACCGUCGCCCAUGCAGAUGGGGUGCUACGGAAUUGGCAUCUCCCGCGUCGUCGGCGCCGUGGCUGAACAUCUGGCCGACAGCACGGGCCUGAACUGGCCUGUCGCCAUAGCCCCGUACUCGUGUGUCAUUAUACCUGGGAAGGACGCUGACGAGGGUGAUGCCAUGGAAGUUCACAGCCAGAUCAACAACGGCGCCGGUCUCACCAACGCUUUCCUGGAUGUUGCCCUUGACGACAGGCAAAAGCCUUUGCCAUGGAAGCUGACCGAUGCAGAUCUCAUUGGCUUCCCAGUGAUCGUCCUGCUCGGCAAGGAGUGGCGUGUGGCCAGGCGGGUUGAGGUGCAGAGCCGCAGGCUGGGGCUGAAGCAGGCAGUUGAAAUGGCGGACUUGCCCGGCAUGAUACAACAAUUGCAUGCGUCACUGUAGCGGUCAGGAGAGGUGAUCAAGGGAGACGCCAAGUGUAGGAUUACGGCUAGACGGAUAGAGUUUGUGUGUAUUUUCAUGGUGCAUCGACUGACUUAGCCUAGCAUGCACAUUAGCUUCUUGGUUCAAUAGUACAUAGGUUGCUAUGUUGUAACUAGUCUCUGAGGCACAGCCUUACUCUCGUGAGCAUUUGUGGUUGUGGUGGGCCCGAGUGGCUGUGCAGGGUCGGGUGGCUGGUGGAGAUGUACUACCGGACUCAUACCUAAACGCGCACUAAGUAAGUGUCAUGAACCAACCAUAUAUGGCAACCGGGUGGGGCGCAGUCCCAGGGCCAGGAGCCAAUGGUUGCCGCAAGAUGGCGGGAUCACUAAGUGUGACGAAACCACAG
Chaetomium strumarium is the source of this 2331-nucleotide messenger RNA. RefSeq lists its product as uncharacterized. Gene Ontology annotation, cellular component: mitochondrion; cytoplasm. Gene Ontology annotation, biological process: prolyl-tRNA aminoacylation. Lineage: Eukaryota; Fungi; Ascomycota; Sordariomycetes; Sordariales; Chaetomiaceae. The record is from RefSeq and is a predicted model, not a curated record. Bases 219 to 1946 code for a protein of 575 amino acids. The transcript has 3 exons. Gene Ontology annotation, molecular function: ATP binding; proline-tRNA ligase activity.